Messenger RNA from Cutaneotrichosporon oleaginosum, 1230 nucleotides. RefSeq lists its product as uncharacterized. Lineage: Eukaryota; Fungi; Basidiomycota; Tremellomycetes; Trichosporonales; Trichosporonaceae. Gene Ontology annotation, molecular function: protein dimerization activity. The record is from RefSeq and is a predicted model, not a curated record.
AUGCCACCACCGCCCCUCCCGCGCAAGCGCAAUCGUAGCGUGAGCCCGAACUCGUCGGGUGACAGCGAGUAUGACCCGGUGACCAAGCCUCGCAAAGCAGCUGGCCCCUCAUCAAAGCUCCCGCCUGGCCACCAGUUGGGGCCCAACGGCCGCCCCAUGUCGCGCGAGCAGCUACGCAAGGCCAACCAUUCACUGAUCGAGCGGCGACGCCGUGAAAAGAUCAAUGCCGCCCUCGCCGAUCUGCGAGGCAUGGUGCCGGGUCUUGGGGAGGAGAAUGGCGGAAAGGGCGGCGAGUUCAAGCUCGAGGUCUUGGAACGUACGGUCGAGCAUAUGCGCGAGCUUAAGCGUCGCAUCGCCGACCUUGAGGCCGAUGCCGAAGCCGCCUCGGCGACUAAGCGGCGCCGCCACUCGACCACCACUGAGGAGUCGAGCAUGGAUGUGGACAGCCCUCGCGAGCGAGUAGAGGAGUACCGCCGUGUUCCGCACGAUAGGCCUCACCGAGCGUGGCGUCCUUCGCCGGUGAAGCCCUCGUCAUCACCGCCAUCGCCGUCCAUGACACCACCACUGCGCACUGCUGCGGACCCCAACGAGACCGAAGACGAGGCGAAUCUUCCCCCUCCGUUGACAUUGGCGUCUCGCUCGCGCUCUGACGAGUCGCACAGCUCGCAGACUCGCACGUCGGGGUCGCACUCGACAGCGUCGCCGCACCCGCCGAGCAUAUCGAGCCUGCUCUCGAGUACGCAGCCUCCGCGCACACAGACCUCGACAUCACGAGCCCCACCGCGUGACAUUUACUUGCCGUUUCCGACCCCGAGUCCCACCUCGCCGUUCCUUUCAUAUCCGAGCAACACGAGCACGGCAAGCAGCGCGACGGGCCCAGCCGAGCCGUCGCCGUUUCUCGCCCCUUUGCAGAACAUUGCACUCUUUGACGGCGCACUCCCCUCGCCACUCACUGGACCUCGCAGGCUCAGCCCACCGGAGAAGCGGGGAGAAAUGAACACGGAAGACGCGGCGCACGUGCUCCUCGCCAUCAGCUCGCCCGACACGCUCCGCCCCACGGCCAGCAGCGGAAACACACCGCUCAUGAAUGUGCACCGUGGGCUAGAGCGGCGCCUUACACUCGAGGCCGAAGAGUUUAUGCUUGAUGGGGGCGUGGCGCGCUCUGGCGACAUGCGUAUUGCUCGGCACCACACUCAGGGCAAAACUGCGCGAGAUAUCUUGCGCAUGUAG